UUAAUUAUAGACACCUGGUGCGGCAUGACAAACGUUUUGGCCGGAUGGUGAAUAACGUGUUUCCAGCGGCUGGAUAUGCAUGAAAAUGACAAUUCAUGUUAAAGUAUUUGUUUAUAUAUCGAUGUUCAAGUAAGGAAAGUGAGUACUUAAAAAAAAAAAAAACGGAGAAAGCUGCUCUGCAAGUUCAACGUAAAGGACGUCUCAAAGGUUUUCAUGAUGGUAUGAAGGAAAACCCUACUUUCCUUAUGGACCACCACGGACCCGCUCUGCAGGCUUCGCUACACAUCGUAAUACAAGGCCCAGCGCUCUGCAAACCAUCCUUCAGCUACAGACGUGGGAGCUAUGGUGGAGGUUGGAGGGUGUCAUCACAUCGGAGAGGGGAUUAGAGGAGAGAGGUUGUCUUCUAGGAGCUGUGUGGUCCACCUCCCCUUGACUCUUCAGCUCCUCUAUGAGCGCAGGGAACACUCGCAGGAUUCCUUGCCUUGCCUGCCUGCCAGGACGCUGCCUGCCAGUUCACCACGGCUUUGAGAGCCACACUGUGCGAGUGAGUGGCCUGGCUGGACUUACUGCUCCUGACCAUCCCCCCUGCCGUGUCCUAUGUUGGACAAAAUGCUGGUACAGUGGCUAUCCUGCUUGGCGCUGUUGUCUCUGGGCUGGGCUCCGGGCAGCAUGGCCUACACCACCACCAGGGCACAGGGUCUCAGGGGUCGCAUCCAGAGAGACCGCAGGAACAUCCGCCCAAACAUCAUCCUCAUCAUGACUGACGACCAGGAUGUUGAACUGGGCUCUCUGCAGGUGAUGAAUAAAACCCGCAAGAUCAUGGAGGAAGGAGGCACCUCCUUCACCAACGCCUUCGUCACCACACCCAUGUGCUGCCCAUCGCGCUCCUCCAUGCUGACGGGCAAGUACGUCCACAACCACAACACCUACACCAACAACGAGAACUGCUCGUCACCCUCCUGGCAAGCUCAGCACGAACCACGCUCCUUCGCUGUCUAUCUCAACAACACCGGCUACAGGACAGCCUUCUUCGGCAAGUACCUCAAUGAGUACAAUGGCAGCUACAUCCCUCCCGGGUGGCGUGAGUGGGUCGGAUUGAUCAAAAAUUCCCGCUUCUAUAAUUACACCGUCUGUCGGAAUGGUUACAAGGAGAAACACGGUGCAAAUUAUGCCAAGGACUAUUUCACCGAUCUGAUCACCAACGACAGUAUCAACUUUUUCCACAUGUCCAAAAGGAUGUACCCGCAUCGGCCCGUCAUGAUGGUCAUCAGCCACGCCGCCCCUCACGGCCCAGAGGACUCGGCGCCACAGUACGCCGAGUUUUUCCCCAAUGCAUCCCAGCACAUCACCCCCAGCUACAACUAUGCCCCCAACAUGGACAAGCACUGGAUCAUGCAGUACACAGGCCCAAUGAAACCAAUCCACAUGGAGUUCACCAAUUUCCUCCACCGGAAGCGGCUGCAGACUCUCAUGUCUGUGGAUGACUCGGUGCAAAAGGUUUAUGAAAUGCUGGAGGAGACCGGAGAACUGGACAACACGUACAUCAUUUAUACCGCUGACCACGGCUACCACAUCGGUCAGUUUGGACUUGUCAAAGGCAAGUCCAUGCCUUAUGACUUUGACAUUCGUGUGCCGUUCUUCCUGAGAGGACCCAAUGUGGAGCCAGGGGCAGUAAACCCUCAUCUGGUGCUGAACAUUGACCUCGCUCCCACCAUCCUUCACAUUGCUGGACUGGACACGCCUCCAGACAUGGAUGGAAAGUCUAUCCUCAAGCUGCUGGAACAGGAAAGGACAGGCAAUAGAUUCAAACCCAACCGGAAACCCAAAGUCUGGAGGGAUACAUUCCUUGUUGAGCGAGGAAAGAUCCUGAGGAAGAAGGAUGACUCUGUGAGCACGCAGCACACCAACAGCCUGCCCAAGUACAUGAAGGUGAAAGAAACCUGCCAGCAAGCUGAAUUCCAGACGCCAUGUGAACAGCCGGGACAGAGGUGGCACUGCGUGGAGGAGAUCACGGGCAAGUGGAGGAUACAGAAGUGCAAGGGCGGCUCCAAGGAGGGCCCCAGGAAGAGGGCUCGGAGCCUCAGGUCCCGCAGCAGCUAUGAUGCCCACGAGAGGGGCUGCGACUGCGGGGAUGCCCUCUUCAAACCCUCCAGGAUGGAGCGCCGUUCCCAGCGGUCGUCAUCCUCUGGCCAGCGUUAUCGUCCACGCUUCGUCCACACACGUCCCACCAGGUCUCUCUCAGUGGAAUUCGAGGGUCAGAUCUACGACGUGGACCUGCAAGCGGACGACCAGUCCGCCGUCCGCCACCGCGCCAUCUCCAAGCGUCACUACCCCUCAGAGGACCUGGACUUUGACUCGGACGCUGAUGACGGGUCAGAGGAAAUGCUUGCAGACGACACCAACGCGGUGGGGUACCCUAAAUCCCUGAAGGUUACGCACAAGUGUUAUAUCCUCAUGAAUGACUCUGUCCACUGUGAGAGAGAAAUCUACCAGUCCUCCAGAGCCUGGAAAGACCACAAGAGCUACGUGGACCAAGAGAUUGAAGCACUUCAAGACAAAAUCAAAAAUCUGCGAGAGGUCAGAGGCCAUCUGAAGAGGACGCGACCCGACGAUUGUGAUUGUGGAAAGAAAAGCAGUUAUUACAGCAAAGGAGACAGGAACAAGGCAGAGAGGCUGAAGAACAGGAAUGAUCAACUCCAUCCAUUUAAGGAGGCGGCGCACGAGCUGGACGGGAAGGUGCAGUUGUACAACGAAAUCCGCAGGAGGAAGAAGGAAAGGAAGGAGAAGAAGCGGCAGAGGAAAGGAGAUGACUGCAGCCUGCCGGGCCUCACCUGCUUCACGCACAACAACGACCACUGGCAGACUGCCCCCUUCUGGACGUUGGGCGGGUUCUGCGCGUGCACCAGCUCCAACAACAACACCUACUGGUGCCUGAGGACCAUCAACGAGACCCACAACACGCUCUUCUGCGAGUUCUCCACCGGCUUUCUGGAGUACUUUGACCUCAACAGCGACCCCUACCAGCUGACCAACGCCGUGUACGAGGUGGACCGCGACGUGCUGAACUCCCUUCACGCUCAGCUGAUGGAGAUGAGGAGCUGCCAAGGCUACAAGCAGUGUAACCCUCGACCUAAAGGCUUGGAUGCAGCACACAGCCAGUAUGGGACGGACGACAGGGUUAAACUGCCCAACUUGACGGACGAGGACGUCAACUGGCAGGGGCUGGAGGAUCUGUACAGCAUCAACGAAAGCCUUUACGAAUGUAGGCCCGACUACAGCCCGGGUCCGGACGACUGGGCCAACUUCCAGAAGGAUGUAGAUCACAUGUUUGCACUGCCACGCCUUUUGAACAAAUUCAACCAAACCUUAACGCUUGACGACUCCACCCUGCCCGACCUGGGCUCCGGGGCCGGGGGCGGAGGCCUUGAAGUGGGCAGCGGGGACGAGCAUGUCCUGGCCAGCCUCACCACCAUGACCCCUGAACCCAAGCCCACACUGGAUUCGCACAUCAAUGACCUUCCCAAAAGGCAAACGGACCGCCCUCAGAUGCCAGUGGUGCCCCCCGCCCAGAAUGGGGGCUGGGUGCAGCAGCUGGAGGAGAUGGACGGAGACGUGUUCAGCGGCAACGGGCUUACCGAGCUGGACACGCGACACGACGCUCUCCUGCGCACUCAAAACACUCUGCAGCCCCACCCUACCCACAUGGAGGGCGCCGCCCCUCACCGCGCUCCGGGUCCUGGUGACGAUGACGAGGAAGACAUUUUCCAGGACCAAGGCUUCCUCCCUCUUGCCCCAAACACCCUGAGGCCCAGCACCACCUCCACCAGGAGCCCACCCUUCCCACAGACUCGGCCCACCCCGCAGACUCCGACCUCGGUGGUGCUCUCGGCUCCGCCCUUCACAUUGCUCUACGAGGGCAGCGGCGCUCCGAAUCUCUGAUGGUCGGCGCAGAGAGACAGACACGUGACGAGGUCAGUCAUUCAGACUUGUAUAAUGACUUUAAAGGUAAUGUUUAUUUUUGUACAUUAUUAUUAGCUAACAGUGUUAUGAUUUAAAAUAUAUAUAUUAUAUAUUUAGAGAAAAGCCUUAAUGCAGCUAAGUGUUGGGAGUCAAAUGAGAUUAUUCUCUACGGAUAACACCGUUUUUUAUGAGGAAUCAGUCAGUUUAGCAAAAACAAACACGGACCCCACAUGCACUUGAAUCCUUUUCCGCCUCACGAGAUGUUACAGCAUUUUGGGUUUUAUACGCGAUGUUAAGUUUUUCAAUUUUUUGACACUUGAAAAUGUGUGUUUGAGGAAAGGGGUUGGGCAUGUUUGGUAGAUUCACCGUCCAAAAAGUAAAAAUAAACCUUAGACUGAUUGGACACCUCAAAACCCACUUUACUGACAAAUGAUGUUGACUCAGAAGCAGAAAGAAUGCAAUCACGCGCGGUUACUUCCCGACACCCCCGCCCCCCCAUAUACAGUAAGCUGAGGUCACGUUAGUGCAAUAUUUCAACAGCAUUUUGCACAUUUUACUGCAUGAUGCUCCAAAAGGGCGGUGCAUCAGCAUCGCUAUGAUGUCCCAACCCACUUAAAGUGCGUGUGCGUGUACAUGAGUCAGUGGUUGCUGGUAAGCCAUGACAUCAACUGUGUUUUUUUUAAGGUGUCACAUGAUGUCACUGAUGGGUCGUAAUGGUUCAGUCGGCUGACCCCCAUGCAGCCAGCGUGGGUUCGGUUCCCGCUCAGUGACCACGUUACAUCGCUAAUUUAGUUUUAGCGCUAGCAGUGCACGUACAAACUUCGUCAUGCGCGAGAAUGCUUUAAUAUUUACUCAAAAUUUUAUUGAAAAAAAUAGUGGUCUCCGCUCUGAUAGAUGAUAGUAUCUCCAUUAAUUACUGGACCUCAACCCCACCUCUGAGGCUAGAAACUUACUGCAUAUUGCAAUAUAUAUUUAUCGCUCGCAAAAAAUUUGUACAAAUAUAAAGCCUCUCAAAGCCCUAAAAAAAAAUAAACCUAUAAUAAAAAUAGCUAAGCAGUAUUUAUAACAUUGCAUUCAUGCAUGUAAGCUGCUCCCCCCAAUGUAAAUGCCUUUAAAAUAUGCAGAAUUAUAUAUAAUUUUUUUCCAAUUUAGUUUAAGUAUUCUAAAAACGCAUUUGUACAAAGAUAGACCCUCCCAACAAUUGACUUAAAAUAUGUAAUUGUUAUAAAACUAGGCCAUCUAAUAUUCACAUUGUAAAAAUAGUGAAUUAUUCUUUUUAAAUGCUUUUACCAAGAAAGUAAGUAAAGAAUUAUGCAAUUUUUUUUUCUCUUGUUGACUAGUUGUAUUUAGCCGUACCUUUACGUUCCACUCCAAUACUUUAGGGGGCGCCCUGGACUGAAAUCGAGGCUUUUCAAGAUGAUAGCAUGACACGGGAAACAAAGAUUGUUCACCUUUUUAAUGAUAAAUCUCAACAAUGUAUUCAAGUUGUUUGCGAGUAAAGCAAAUAGUCCAAACGUUCAUGAGACUUCUGCUCCUGAGGAACAUUCUGAAUACUGUUAAAAUAUCAAUGAGGUCCAGUCUUUCUUUCUGCUUCUUCAUACUUUUCAAAAAGAUUCUUUCAUAUUUCCACCGCGUUUACUUCCUCUGUAACCAACUUGAACCUUUCCUGAUAUAAGUUGUCACGGAGAAGUGCAUUGUGGGUAGUGUAGGCAUCUUGACUUUAGUCUUUACGUAAAAGGUAACGUUGAUACAUACGAAUCUCUGUUCUACCAUAUUUGUAUCGCUAUUUACACCAUGAUGUCAGUUAGUUGCUGAGGUACUUUAAGUCACACAAAUACUAAUUUAAAAUUGAAUACCCUUUAAUAGACCAUUUAAAAAAUUGUAACGGGGGGGAGAAGUAAUGCGUUUCUGGACAUGCUGCCUAUGCUACUUGAUUAGCUUACUACCUUUUAUGUACAGGUGAUGCAGCAUGGAUACAAUCAUUUCACAAACACUUGCCCCUUUGGAUCACAUCUUUGGGACUUACAGUAGCCUCAGCACAAUAGUUGAAUUAGCAUUUGGACCUGACUGUCUAUGUAAAUGUACCAGUGUUGCGUUGUUUAAAAGUAGGGAGCCCCGGAGGAGACAAAAGAGACUGAGGUAAAGCUGGAAACAUAUUCAAACUUCCGGGAUCAAUAACUCCCACGUGCAAGGUAUGGUUUACUGUGUUAGAACCAAUUUCCCACCAUGGCAACACCUACAACCCAGUUGUCUUCUGUGCAGUCUGACAUAUUGAUCUCUAGGAGAAGCGGGCAGGAACCGUCUACAAAUGUCUUCUUGUUCUGUAUUAUGGCGGUCUCGCUGCUGUCUUCUCCUAGAGAUCAAUAAGUCAGACUGCACAGAAGACAACUGAGUUGUAGGUGUUGGACUGUGUUAGAACACGUUUCUAGCUUUACCUCAAUGUCUUUUGCGAGGGGGGACGCAAAAGUCUGUUCUUUAAUUUCUCCAUGUCCCUCCAGGGCUCCGUAUGUAAGACUUUGAGGCACAAAAAUGCAGAAAGUGUCUGUCUGGCUGCAGGACAACAAGAGUGACGACAGGGGGCGCUGUACAGUACUGCAAAUGGGCGGCGGAGGUGUAUCUUGCAUAGGACACGUUUGUGCUUUAUUGAGGUCAGUAGCACCAUGGUGAGAUGCUCAGCCCUUUUAAAGGGGGCGGGCACAUGUGUGGGAGGCCCAAAGAAGGCACGUGUCACCAGCGGGCCUGCUCUCAGACAUGGGCAGAGUCCCUAUGGUGAUGCGGCAACACGAUAGGCGGGGUUAUUGCUUUGAGAGCGUUACCAGGGCAACUGAGACUGCUGUGUCCACGGUCCAGCAACAGGGCAGCGGGCACCUCAGCUCGGGGUGGGAUGAACACGGGGCAGGAGCGUGUGCGGGCGUGGCUCUUGUGGCCGCCAGCAUGGCAGAUGAGCUCACUGACGGUGCCCAGGGGCGGCGGCAGGUGCUGAUGCCAGCGCGCCAUGCGCUCCUCCUUGUGCUUGAUGGAGUACCAUGUGAGGAAGAUGAAGACGAAGCCAACAAACUUGAGGCUGGCGGCCAGGCCGAAGUAGACAAAGCGGAAGGAGGUGACGUCGUACUCCCAGCAAGAGCCGUGCACGCCGCAGUCCUGCUGCCACAGCAUGCACGUGGUGUCGAUCACCGCGCCAAAGUAGAUAGGCGUGGGGAUGUAGGCUGCCGUGGAGGGAGGGGCCACAAACGUUAAUGACUGUUGCUGUACAACAUCCCCAUCAGCAGUUCCUCCCCUCCCCCCCAGGUACCAUGAGCCCCGUUCUGGAUGGGGUUACUGUGGGAGACAGUUUGGCUUCUCAGUCAAUUUGCAUGACGAAUACUCACGCUGCUUUACCUUCUCUGAUGUUGUGUAUGUGAUGAAGCAUCAAUACAACAUCCUGACUGAGAAGCCAAACUCUCUCCCAUCGUAACCCCAACCAGAACUGGGCUCACAGGACAAAGUGGGGUGAACUACACUGCUGAUGGGCAUGUCACAAAAUCCCCCCCCUUAAGCUACUAGUCAGUGGAACCCAAGGUGCCGUUAAAGCGUUAACUGACCACAUGGUGGCAGCAUUGUACAAUUACAGACGCCACUUCUAAGUCAAUGGAAAUGAGUGCAGUACUGACUAGUUUGUAUCUAAAUACACAAUAAAGUCUCCCAG
This is a messenger RNA of Dunckerocampus dactyliophorus (ringed pipefish), 7645 nucleotides long. It is a transcript of the gene sulf1, whose product is annotated as sulfatase 1. Gene Ontology annotation, cellular component: Golgi apparatus; cell surface; endoplasmic reticulum. Gene Ontology annotation, molecular function: glycosaminoglycan binding; calcium ion binding; N-acetylglucosamine-6-sulfatase activity. NCBI's taxonomy places the organism in Eukaryota, Metazoa, Chordata, Actinopteri, Syngnathiformes, Syngnathidae. Bases 598 to 3939 code for a protein of 1113 amino acids. The record is from RefSeq and is a predicted model, not a curated record. The transcript is spliced from 21 exons.